Lathyrus oleraceus (garden pea) is the source of this 1019-nucleotide messenger RNA. Its product is annotated as eukaryotic translation initiation factor. Bases 88 to 702 code for a protein of 204 amino acids. Gene Ontology annotation, cellular component: eukaryotic translation initiation factor 4F complex; cytoplasm. Lineage: Eukaryota; Viridiplantae; Streptophyta; Magnoliopsida; Fabales; Fabaceae. Gene Ontology annotation, molecular function: RNA 7-methylguanosine cap binding; translation initiation factor activity. The record is from RefSeq and is a predicted model, not a curated record. Gene Ontology annotation, biological process: translational initiation. The transcript has 5 exons.
UCCUCUAUCCUUCCUUUUCGGCCAAAAUAAAAAAAGAAAAGAAAAUCCUCUUUCCUUCUCAACUUCAGAAAGAGAGAGAAACGAAAUAUGGCAACAACAGAACCACUCGUCGAAGGCUCCACGGCAGAGGAAGUGGCGGCGGUGCCAGUUCCGGCACCGGAGGUAGGGUUAAAGCACAAACUAGAAAGAAGAUGGACUUUCUGGUUCGAUAACCAAUCCAAACCUAAACAAGGCGCUGCCUGGGGAACCACUCUUCGCAAAGUUUACAGCUUCGACACCGUCGAAGAGUUCUGGUGUUUGCAUGAUCAGAUAUUCAAGCCCAGCAAGUUGCCUGGCAAUGCUGAUUUUCACUUGUUCAAGGAUGGGGUUGAACCGAAGUGGGAAGAUCCGUUGUGUGCCAGUGGAGGAAAGUGGACUCUCACCAGCAAAGGGAAGGGCAAUCUUGAUACCAUGUGGCUUGAAACUUUGAUGGCUUUAAUUGGGGAGCAAUUUGGAGAUUCCGAGGAUAUUUGUGGUGUAGUUGCGAGUGUACGCCAGUGGCAGGAUAAACUUUCGCUGUGGACUAAAACUGCAGCAAAUGAGUCUGUUCAGAUGAGCAUCGGAAGGAAGUGGAAGGAAAUCAUUGAUGUUAGCGACAAGAUGACAUAUAACUUUCAUGAAGAUGCUAAAACUCGAGGUGCAAAGGCUCGAUACACUGUGUAAAUGCUACCAGAGCUUUUUUCCGCUCGUGCUGCUGGCAAUGCUGUUGUACGCCAUGUGUAUUAGAAUGCAUUUCUGUUUCAUUUGAGGCUUAAAAUUUAGUUUUUGUACCCUUUUUUCUUUUUUUUGCUUGUAAUACUAUUAUACUAUUUUUCUCUUCCAAUUCUCAUAACUGUCUUGUCAUUUUUCAUUAUAGUUCAUUCACAGUUUCCUCUUCGCCUUCUAAAAGGCUGAAAUUUUGAAUAUUUUUACUCCUGUUGUCCAUGAGUUUUUGUUGUGUUGAUUGUACAAUCAUAAAUCCUAAUAGUGGGUUAAGUCUU